UCCUCGCCACCGCGCGGGGAAGACGCAGGUGAAUCGGGCGCGGUUUCACGGAACCCAGCGCCGGCCGCCUGCCCGCCCGUCCGCCCGCAAUCGUCCCGGUCGCCGCCGGGCCCCAGGGACCGGGCCGCAGCACACCGGGCACCAUGAACAGCAGCGGCGCCAACAUCACCUACGCCAGUCGCAAGCGGCGGAAACCGGUGCAGAAAACAGUAAAGCCAAUCCCGGCUGAAGGUAUCAAAUCGAACCCUUCCAAGAGACAUAGAGACCGACUUAAUACAGAGUUGGACCGUUUGGCUAGCCUGCUGCCUUUUCCACAAGAUGUUAUUAAUAAGCUGGACAAACUUUCAGUUCUUAGGCUCAGUGUCAGUUACCUAAGAGCCAAGAGCUUCUUUGAUGUUGCGUUAAAAUCCUCCCCACCUGACAGAAACGGAGGCCAGGAUAACUGUAGAACAAAACUCAGAGAAGGCCUGAACUUCCAAGAAGGAGAGUUCUUAUUACAGGCUCUGAAUGGAUUUGUAUUGGUCGUCACUGUAGAUGCUUUGAUCUUUUAUGCUUCACCUACUAUACAAGAUUACCUGGGGUUUCAGCAGUCUGAUGUUAUACAUCAGAGUGUGUACGAAUUUAUCCAUACUGAAGACCGUGCUGAAUUUCAGCGUCAACUACACUGGGCAUUAAACCCUUCACAGUGUACAGACUCUGGACAAAGACUUGAUGAAGCUAAUGGCCUUCCACAGCCAACAGUCUGUUAUAACACAGACCAGAUUCCUCCAGAUAACUCUUCCUUUAUGGAGAGGUGCUUCAUAUGCCGACUAAGGUGUCUGCUGGAUAAUUCAUCUGGUUUUCUGGCAAUGAAUUUCCAGGGGAGGUUAAAGUAUCUUCACGGACAGAACAAGAAAGGGAAAGAUGGAUCAAUACUUCCACCUCAGUUGGCUUUGUUUGCAAUAGCUACUCCACUUCAACCACCAUCCAUACUUGAAAUCCGAACCAAAAAUUUCAUCUUUAGAACUAAACACAAGCUAGACUUUACGCCUACUGGUUGUGAUGCCAAAGGAAAAAUUAUUUUAGGAUAUACUGAUGCAGAGCUGUGCAUGAGAGGAUCAGGAUAUCAAUUUAUUCAUGCUGCUGAUAUGCUUUACUGUGCCGAGAACCAUAUCCGAAUGAUUAAGACUGGAGAGAGUGGCAUGACAGUGUUCAGGCUUCUUACCAAAGAAAAUCGAUGGGCGUGGGUUCAGUCUAAUGCACGCUUAGUUUAUAAAAAUGGAAGACCAGAUUAUAUCAUCGCAACUCAAAGACCUCUAACAGAUGAAGAAGGAACGGAGCAUUUACGAAAACGAAAUAUGAAGUUGCCGUUUAUGUUUACCUCUGGAGAAGCUGUGAUGUAUGAGGUAGCCAGCCCUAUUCCUCCCAUGAUGGAUCCCUUACCAGUAAGGAAUAAAAGCAGUGCUAGUGCAAAAGACUCAGCCACUAAAUCAACUGCAGAUAAGGAUUCUGUCAAUCCCAGUUCCCUCCUGGGUGCGAUGAUACGACAAGAUGAGUCUAUUUAUCACUAUCCAGCUUCAAAUACUGUACCCUUUGAAAGAAACUUUUUAAACAGAUCUAUGAAUGAAUGCAGUAAUUGGCAAGAUAAUAUUACACCAAUGGAAAAUGAUAAUAUCCUGAAACAUGAGCAGAUUAGUCAGUCUCAGGAAAUGAACCUGAUACUCUCUGGAGGGCAUGCAGGGCUCUUUCCAGAUAAUAAAAAUAGUGAGUUGUACAGCAUGAUGAAAAACCUAGGAAUUGAUUUUGAAGAUAUCAAACACAUGCAGCAGAAUGAGGAAUUUUUCAGAGCUGACUUUUCUGGUGAGGAUGACUUCAGAGACAUUGACAUGGCGGAUGAAAUCCUGACGUAUGUCCAAGAUUCUUUAAAUGAAUCUACCUUCAUGUGUUCAGGUUACCAGCAGCAACAACCCAUGGCCCUGAACUCAAGCUGUAUGGUACAGGAACACCUACAGUUAGAACAACAGCAGCAGCUACAGCACCACCAAAAGCAAGGAGUGGAGCAGCAGCAACAACUGUGUCAGAAAAUGAAGCAUAUGCAAGUUAAUGGCAUGUUUGCAAAUUGGAACUCUAACCAGUCCGUGCCUUUUAGUUGUCCUCAGCAAGACCUACAACAGUAUAAUGUCUUUUCAGACUUACAUGGGACCAAUCGAGAAUUUCCCUACAAAUCUGAGAUCAAUAUUAUGCCUUAUACACAGAACUUUAUUCCUUGUAAUCAGUCUGUAUUACCACAACAUUCCAAAUGUACUCAGUUGGACUUUCCUAUAGGGAAUUUCGAACCAUCCCCAUACCCUAGUACAUCUUCUAGUUUCGAAGGUUUUGUCCAUUGUUUACAAGGUACUGAAAACCAAGAACAUGGAAUAAAUCCACAGUCAACUGUAAUGACUCCUCAGACAUGUUAUGCCGGGCCUGUGUCAAUGCAUCAGUGCCAGCCUGAAACUCAGCACACCCGCUUGGAUCAGAUGCAAUACAAUCCAGCAGUCCUAGGACCACCGACAUUUCUAAAUGAGAAUGGAGGAGUUUUAAAUGAAACAUAUCCAGCUGAAUUAAAUAACACUCAGACUACCACUCAUCUUCAGCCUCUUCAUCAUCCAUCAGAAGCCGGACCUUUCCCUGAUUUGACAUCCAGUGGAUUUCUGUAAUUCCAAGCCCAGUUUUCACCCUGGUGUUUGGAUGCUGCUUAAAUUAGCUUGUGAAGGAUUGCAGAGUAAUAAAACUGUCAGUGUUGGGCAACAACAAGUUGUGAUAUGGUGGCAUUGAUGCACAUUGUUCACAUUGUUAUUCUAAACCAUACUUUAAUUUGCAUCUCUAGAAGAAGAGUUAAAAAAUAAAAGAAAAAUUUGUGUACUGCAGUCUUUAAAAUAUGCUGCCACAGAAUAAUGAGAUACCAUACUACCUUUCACAUUAUUCUGAGCCCCACAAAAUAUGCAAAACUUAUUCAGAGGGAUUUUAAGAUUCUUUUAAAUAAGAAAAUUUUCUCUAUUCCAAUUAUUUCUGUCGGAAUAAAAAUGAAAUACUUCAGGUUUAGAACUUCUGGAUUCUUAUUAGUACAUCAAAUACAGAGUUUUAAAAUUAAACUAUUUUUUCCGUUUGUUAACUAUACUUUUAUUUCAGAUGUUAAAAUAGUGGUUUGGUGUUUUUAUAAAAAACAUAAUCUUAAUGCUUUUCUUCACUGUUAAUCUAAGUGCCUCACAAUUUUUUCUACCUAUAAUACUGUAAGAUGUAUAUUUUAUAUAAAAUAUACUUUUUCUUUUUUAAUUAAAUUAAUAACAUUCAUUUUAUGCACAAUUAUUAUUUGUAUUUCUUAAAACCAAUUAUUUUUAUUAAUUCAGGCAUGUUUUAACUGCACUACUCAUUUCUUAGGUAAAGGGCAAAUAAUGAUUGAAAAGAUAAUUAUUAUAUAAUCUAGUUGCUUCUAAACAUUAAAUGUUGCUAUGUGCCUUAUAUGGAAAAAAUUUGAAAGUAAAAAGUCCUGCCGAAUUGCCCAAUUAUCUCUUAAUUAUUAUUUAACUAUUAAGAUUAAAAAAAAACCAUUGCCAUCGAGUCAAUUCCAACUCAUAGCAACCCUAUAGGACAGGGUAGAAAUGUCCCAUAGAGUUUCCAAGGACCUUUUGGUUAGCAGUUGUAGCUCUUAACCACUUCGCCAUCAGGGCUCCAACUAGUAAGAUCAAAAGAAACCCAUUGCCAUUGAGUCGAUUCCGACUCAUAGUGACUGUUAAGAUAGUAGCACUCAGUGUUUCCUGAAGAAAAAAAUGUACCACUAUAUACCUUUACUGGAAUCUUUGCAGUGACAGUUGGAUGUUGCAUUGUGAACAGUCUUUUAAAUGCAACCAUGUUUGUUAAAUUGCAAUGAAGAGAAGCAGCUUUGUUUCUAGCUUCUUGAUUAAAUUAAGCAAAGCCAUCCUUGUUAGUGUGUAUAAAUUGUCUUUAAAUACUGUUCUAGAUUUAUAAUCCUUUCAGAUAUAUUAUGUUGACUUCAUAAAUUCCUUUCUUUAAAACAGUGAGAACUAUUUGUUUUUCUCAUAUUUGAUGAGUGUUAAGAUUGAAGAUACCAAUGUUUGGUGUAAAGUAUUGUUAUGAGUGAAAUGAAUGGUGCAUUGUAUAGUUUGUAGCAAACAAAAUUAUCUGUAAAAUAAUUUCAAUCUUUCAUUUAAAAGUAGUCCAUACUUCUGUGUAUGCACAUAAAUAUGUUUGGUUUUAUAUAUUUUACAGUGUCUUUUUAAGAAAUCAAAUAAUAAAUCCAACUGCUUUGAAAGUGGUAUUAAGAAGAAGACAACCAUGCAGCUCUUUUAACUUCAAACAUUAGGUUGUUUCUAUGGUAUAAUGACCUUUAUUAUCAAUAAGGCAAAGUAAUCACUAUACCGACUUUACUGGAAUCCCAAACUGAGAUGUACUAAUAAAGUACAACUUUCUUUUUUUUUUUUUUAAGUACCAGUGUGUGUAAAAGUGGCUUUAGGCAAAGUAUCUAUGUCAAUACUGUACAUUUGCAGUCAAAAUUAUCAAUCUAUAGAAUCAAUUUCAGUGUUGAAGAAAAACUAUUGUCUAAAACAUUUCAUAAUUUGUUUCCAGUGUGAGGUGUCACUAAAGAUUUAGACCAGUGGUCUGUAUUAAUACUCCAUUUUUACAUUUAAAGCUUUCAUUAAAAAAUCUUCAUAUACACCAUUCUUGUUAGUAUCUUCCACAUUAUUGGAUGAAUUACGUUUAGUGAAAAAUAGGCUUUGUAAAUUGUGUGAGUAUGAUGACAGUUAUACACUUACUAUAAAAUUAAGUUUCUAAAGCAAUAUUGUAUAUUUUUAUCUAUAUAAAAUAACUAAAAUUUAUCUAAGAAUAAUAAAAUCACAUUAAACCAAAUACACCUUUGUCUGUAUUUUAAGUUCCAAAGAAAGAAAGAAUGCUUUAUGUAUUGCAUUAUUGAGGGAUUUAUUUUUAUAUGGUGUGCACUUCUAAGGAUGUAUAUGUGUUCAAUUUGAACUUUUUCUAUAUCUGAUUGUUUUUAGAGUACAGGAUUACCAAUGCUCCAAUUUAUUAUGAAGCUUUCAAUCUUUACUAUGCACAGACUAGUGUUUUUCAGUAUUGCUCAAUUUUAGGAUAAAUGUUUUCGUGGCUUUUUUCUUUCCUUCAGAAUGUUAUUGCUUACAUAUGCCAUGCAUACAUUUUUGUUUGUUUAAAAUACUGACUUUUAAUUUCCAUACUUAUCAAAUGGAAUUAUAUACAAUAGUAUAAUAAAGUUAUCACCAAGUAUGAAAAAUAUGUUUUAAUGUAAACUGUUCUUUCUGAUCCAUAUAAAGGAAGUCAUCAUUUAUAGCAUAAUAGUAAAACUAUGUUGGAUAAUCUAUAAUAUUUAAGGAUAUGUUAAAUCAGUAAUUCAUAAACUUCUUAUAUAAGUCUGCCCUAGUUAUUUUGACCUUUACCUGAAUAUAAAAUGUAUACUUUCAGUAACUUCAUAUAUCAAAAUGUUUCUGAAAUGGACUGUUCAUUUAAAUCUUCUAUUAUCAGUGUUAUUACAUAUAAUGGUGUUAGUAUCUCAGAUCAAGAUCCAAACCACAUUCUAAUAAACCAAUAUUUUAAGCUUAUUUGUGAGGAAUUUUGAAAAGAGCGCUGGUUAGCUAUAUUAUGUGCUUACCUGUUGCCAUCAAGUCAAUUCAUAUUUUGUGCUUAGGUUAGAAAAAUUAUUGUUCAAAUCUAAGCUCUCUCUUUAAUAAAUGUAAGUGACACAUAUGCCUUUGGCCUUAAAUUCUUACCUAGUUAACAUUCACCAGUAAUUCUGCAAUUAGUUUAAAGAAAACAUUCCAAGGAGAAAACAGUUCUCAUUCCAGUAACAACCAUUUUUACGCUAACUUUGUAUUUGUCAUCUACAGUUGUUGGAUGUUUUUCUCAACAACCAUAUAUAAACAUAGCAAAUUAGCAUCAUACUUAAUUUUGAACAUCUUAGAUAACACUGAAUCUUUUGUCUGUUUAAGAAAUACAUGAGAUACUCUUUUAGUUACUUGGUCUGAAAAAAUCAAGUAAAAAUUUAGAUAAUCUGUGUCUGAUCUCCACUUGCACUCUCGGCUUCUGCCCACAUGAAUGACUUCAGCUUGCCCCCUUUUCACCAACUGUACCACACUGUUCUAGGAAUGUUAGCUACUGACAGGACUGGGUGAUACUUCUCUAAUUCUCUUUCACUGUCUACAAAUGACCUUGCUUCAAUGUUUUUACUUACAGAACUGAGACCAUCAAAAAUCCUUAACACAUCCUAAGUGUCCUGUACCAUCACCUCACAUUACCACUGUCCUUGGUUUCUUACUCUUACCUCCACUAUAUGAGAAGGAAGGGUUCCUCUACUCUCUAAGGUUAACACUUGUGCCAAGGUUAACGAGAUUCCAAUUCUCAUCCCCUUAGUUCUACAUUUCCCUUCUCUAGAGUCUUUUCUCGUCAUAGGCUUCCCUGUUGCGCACAUUUCCUUCCAUCCUGAAAAAU
Trichechus manatus latirostris (Florida manatee) is the source of this 6495-nucleotide messenger RNA. It is a transcript of the gene AHR, whose product is annotated as aryl hydrocarbon receptor. NCBI's taxonomy places the organism in Eukaryota, Metazoa, Chordata, Mammalia, Sirenia, Trichechidae. The transcript is spliced from 11 exons. The coding region runs from base 144 to 2678 and encodes 844 amino acids. Gene Ontology annotation, cellular component: nucleus; aryl hydrocarbon receptor complex. Gene Ontology annotation, molecular function: protein dimerization activity; transcription cis-regulatory region binding; nuclear receptor activity. The record is from RefSeq and is a predicted model, not a curated record. Gene Ontology annotation, biological process: regulation of transcription by RNA polymerase II; xenobiotic metabolic process; response to xenobiotic stimulus.